AUGAUUCAGCGUACGCACCAGCUUCCUCACUUGGGUGGCCAGUUCGCCAGAUGGAAGGUUGACCAGGCCAUCGCAGUUUCAAACCUUCUCGAGCACUGUGCUCGCAUUGUCCUCAAACGGCUGACCGGCUUUCACGAGAUCUUCAAUGUCGUCGCAGCACUAAUAGGAGCGCUGUCGCUGGCUGCCCUCGCUUUCGAUGAGUUCCAUCCCACCUCAUCGGAUAGCCUCCUUGCGGCGGAGGGGCUGCUCGCCAGUUGCGGGCUCACCCUUGUGACCGCCGUCAUGGUUGCCACCAUGCUCUUGUUCAAAUACAGAGACUUCGAAGAACCGACCCGGCUCGACCUCGCCGUGGCCUGGACGCCUCUGGUCCUGCUCGACCUGAGCAUUGUAGAGCUCAUUCUUGGCCUGGUCAUUUGGUACGGUAGCAAGAAUGGAGGGUGGCGAAUGGGUGUCAUCGUAGCACAGCUUUUCGUGUUCUUGACGCUCGCUGUGGCGAUGGCAGUGUGGAUGUGGAAUACCAUGAGCACUCCUGGCGGACUGGGUGCACAUGAAGGUGCGCCGACAACUUCACCCACCGCAGGCCAUCAGCAGCCAGACAAGCCCAGUGCGCCUUGA
Anthostomella pinea is the source of this 615-nucleotide messenger RNA. The record is from the annotation of a GenBank genome assembly. NCBI's taxonomy places the organism in Eukaryota, Fungi, Ascomycota, Sordariomycetes, Xylariales, Xylariaceae.